This is a messenger RNA of Linepithema humile (Argentine ant), 10936 nucleotides long. Its product is annotated as signal-induced proliferation-associated 1-like protein 1. Gene Ontology annotation, cellular component: cytoplasm. Lineage: Eukaryota; Metazoa; Arthropoda; Insecta; Hymenoptera; Formicidae. Gene Ontology annotation, biological process: regulation of small GTPase mediated signal transduction; activation of GTPase activity. The record is from RefSeq and is a predicted model, not a curated record. Gene Ontology annotation, molecular function: GTPase activator activity; protein binding.
UGUUUAAUAAAGGAGGAGAGUUAAUUAUUAGUUUCAGUAUGUUUAAAAAAAUAUAUAUGGAUCUUUUGAGAAGAAUUAAUACAGCAUAGUACAUUUAUUUGUUCCGAUGAAAGAUUAUUCAGGGAAGCAACGUAUACGCCCGCAUCCAGCCAUGACCGAAAAAAAGAUACACAAUUCCCAAAAACGCACGGCAACGACCUACGAGGAAAAUAGGUCGCUCAACACGGAACGUAAAGUGUAUAAAGGUUUACAAUGUUAUUCAUAUGCUUGUCUCAUUUUUUUUUUAAGUGUGAAAUAUCGAGAUUGGAAUAACAGGCUCGCUGUUAGAGCAAUGUUUAUGUUCCGUUCGCUCGCAUCUCACAUCCUGAAAAAUCAGAAUGCUCCGACAACGGAGUUUACUACCAUAGACACGCGUUCUCCGAAGCGCGCAAUGUGGUGGUGGGACGAGCAACGAGAAGGGACGGAGUGGGGGGGCAAUCGGUGACGACCGGUCCGCCUGAAGUGAGUCCAGUCAGUUCGCGGAGCGCAAGUAGUCGAUGUCGUAGAUUAUCGACACUCGUGUUUUACGUUUCUCAAGAGUUGCGAGAUACUUUUUUCCUCGCGCGAUCGAUAUCGACGACAGUCGACGCACACGAUCGACAGGUGGAGAACGCAUAUACGAGAUUGCGGAAAUCGGUUGCACGUGCGAAAGGAAAAGAACGAAAGCGAAACGAAGCGUCGGUCACGUACGAUUUGACGCUUUGUGCCGUAAAAGUGCGGCGACGCGCGCUGUUGACUUCAGUGCGAUACCAACUUGCCGGAGAUACAUUUCCGAAGUGCUCCGAUGUUCCUCAACGUGGCAACAUUAAACAAAGCUGCGUUGUACCGUUACGAAGAAUAAUGUCCGAGCGUGAUCGUCGGCGUUAGAUUUCUACGCGAGUGAGAUCGAUUCGAUCGGAGCGGCGUCUCGGAAUCGCGGAGCUGUUUACACGAAAGCUGCUUUCGCGAAAACAGUUGAAACGUGAACAUAUACGCGUGUACAUUCAUAUAAUCGAGCGUUCGUCCGAGGCAAGUGGCGGUGAAUCGAAACAAUCAAGUGAGAGUAUUUCGUACCGGCACGCGACGAGAAGUUAGAUCGAGCGUGGAUCGAGAAAAGUGUUUAGUGGUCGCUGAUGCACGCUUCUUGUUGGUGAUUUGUGAGACGACGAGGGAGAUAAAGAAGAGGAGCCACAGCGGACGGCGUCGUGCGGCGUCAGUGAGCCGGAGUUACGGUUUGGUGAUCCAAAGGGGAACAGGAAGCCGCUAUAUUGGAGAGGAAGCGGGAAAGCGGCGUGCCGCUCUUCUGUGUGCCGCGGCAGAGGCGCUCGUCCCAGCCCGAAAACAAUGAAGAGAUGAUCGCGAGUCUGCCGAUCAACGACCGGUUGAGCCGUGUGGGCCGCGGAUUGGCCCUGCACAGGUCCAACUCCAGCUUGGAGCUUCCGCACAGUCCGGAUCCUGCGUCCCGGCUGCCGGAGACGCCUCUUCGGAGGGAGUAUGGAUCUCACGGAAGCAUCGACGUAGUGGCGCAGUCCAUUACGGCCGGCGAGAACUUCUUCGCCAUGCUGCAGGACUUCCGGCCGCCGGAGCAACGCGGCAUCAUCCCCGGCGACUAUCUGCGCCGCGUUCAUCAGCCGGACGGGCCCGGGCAGCCGCUCGACGUCGACGAGGUCUGCGGUCCGACCGGCGCCGGUUCCAGUCCGAAGCUGCGGCUGAAGCUGAACAGACUGUGGGGCGGCAAGCCGCCGCGGACGAUGGAGGACGCCUGCCCGAGCCCGGUGGUGUCGGCCGACGUGGAGGAGCGGCAUCGGAGACGCGCGUUCGCCCACUACGACUGUCAGUCGUUGACGGCGAAUCUCGGCUACGCCGCGAAGCUCCGCGGGAUUCUCCUGGCCAGGAGGCGAAACACGGCCACCGGCGCGUCCGCCGCCAGCACCCUGAGAGCCUCGACGCCGGACGAGACUCCCGAAGACGACGUCGGCGACGGGAAAGGUAACGACCUGCUGGAGCCGUGUCCCUUCUUCCGCAACGAGAUCGGCGGCGAGGGGGAGCGCGAGGUCGGUCUCACUCGCUGCUCCCAGGGCAGCGGGAUUCAUAGACCGUCGUUGUCGUACGGCGUCUCCGUCCUGGAGCCGCCGCCCGGCGAGACGCUGUGGAAGCACACCUGUCCGCUGCAGAAGCGAUCCUUGCCCAUCGAGAGCGUCGACGAGGGGGCGCACUAUUACCGGCGAUACUUUCUCGGACGAGAGCAUCAGAACUGGUUCGGUAUGGACGAGCAGCUGGGACCGGUGGCCAUCAGCAUCCGCAAGGACGUCAAUCAGUACCGCGUGGUCGUCCGCACGUCGGAAUUGCUGACGCUGCGCGGCACCGUGCCGGAGGAGGCCCUCGGCAUCAGGCCGCAAGGACGACCGCCCACGAGGGAGCUGCUGGAGCUGGUCGCGCCGGAAGUCCAGCUGGGCUGUCUGAGGCUCGGCACAACCGCCGCCGAGGAGGCGCUGGCUAGAUUGGACGAGCAGGGAUUGUCCAACCGAUACAAGGUCGGCGUUCUGUAUUGCCGAUCCGGCCAAAGGACCGAGGAGGAGAUGUACAACAAUCAGCACGCCGGCCCGGCCUUCCUCGAGUUCCUGGACACCAUCGGCCAAAGAAUAAGACUGCGAGGAUUCGAGGGCUACAAGGCCGGACUGGACACCAGAACCGACUCGACGGGUACGCACGCGGUAGCGGCGACCCAUCGCGCAGCGGAAGUCACCUUUCACGUGUCCACCAUGCUACCCUUCACGCCUAACAACCGGCAACAGCUGCUGAGAAAGAGGCACAUCGGAAACGACAUCGUGACGAUAGUUUUUCAGGAACCCGGCGCACUGCCAUUCAGCCCGCGAAGGAUACGCUCGCAGUUCCAGCACGUAUUUAUCAUCGUGCGGGCCGUAAAUCCCUGCACCGACAACACGCAGUACAGCGUGGCGGUGUCCAGGAGCAAGGAGGUGCCGAUUUUCGGGCCACCUGUCCCGCAGGGUGCUACAUUCGCGAAGGGAAAGGCUUUCGCGGACUUUAUUCUGGCCAAGGUCAUAAAUGCCGAAAAUGCGGCUCACAGGUCGGAAAAAUUCGCCACGAUGGCCACGAGGACGAGACAGGAGUAUUUAAAGGACCUGGCGACGAAUUACGCCACCACCACAGUCGUCGACACGGGCCAGAAGUUCUCGAUGCUCUCCUUCAGCAGCAAGAAAAAGGCAGCGAUACGACCGAGACUUUCCUGCGACGCGUCCCAACGCGGCGCGAUUUGCUGGCAAGUCAUACUCGAGGACAGCAAUCAGAACACAGACUGCUACUUAGGUAUAAGCAUAGACACCAUUGUGCUGAUCGAGGAACACUCCAGGCAGGUGGUGUUCGUCACUCCGUGUAUCAGCGUGCUCGGAUGGCACGCUCAGACGAAUAGUUUAAGAUUGUAUCAUCAUCAAGGCGAGUGCAUUACCAUACACGUACGCGGCGAUUACGGCGAGAGGGACGAGUUAAUGGAAAUUGUGGCUCGGCUGCGCGCCGUAACUCAAGGCGCGCCCGCCUCGGAGCUGUCGCUGAAGAGGAACAGCCUCGGACAGUUGGGCUUCCACGUUCAGCCGGACGGCGUUGUGACGCAGGUCGAAAGUAUGGGCCUGUCGUGGCAGGCGGGCCUGCGGCAGGCCUCCAGGCUGGUCGAGAUUUGCAAGGUGGCCGUGUCGACCUUGAGCCACGAUCAGAUGGUCGAUUUGCUGAAGACCAGCGCCCAGGUCACCGUCACCGUGGUGCCGCCGACGAAUGACGGAAAUCCGCGAAGAGGCUGCGCGUUGCAGAACUGCCAUUACCUGUCGAAUAAUUACGAGGGGGAUUACGAGAAUGUGACGAGCGCGGAUAACGCACCGAGCCAGCAGACGGCGAUGUCGCAUCAACGGCGAUACGAUCGGUCGUUCAGCCCGCCGCGGUCGAGCAACAGCUCCGGGUAUGGUACUGGAUCCAGCUCUAGAUCGUUCAACGAUCCGCGGUUUCCGUUGGAGGGCACAAUGACUAGCAGCAGUAGCGGACACAGUAGUGCCGAUGAUCGUUGGUAUGAGCUUCUAGAGCCGCCGGAUCAGGACGGCAAUCAUCGCGCGGACGGCACGCCGCCGCCGUUACCGGCGCGACAGAAUUACCAAGCCGUGACGCCCAGCAAGUCCGGCCAGAAGAAGGACAAGUCGCAUUACGUCAGCGCGAAGCAGCUCGCGGAGAGCUCGAAGCAUCGCGAGCACAAUCACGAGCAUUACACGAAGGAGAGCAAUUACGUGUCGUCGAAGGUGAUCCAGGAGAACGCGCGUCACGAGAAUUACCAGCGGCAAUUGGAGAACGCGCACCGCGGCCAGGAUCACGUGACGACGAGUUACGUGAAGAUGCAGAAGGAGCGGUACGAGAUCAAGCAGGAGAAUCUGUACGCCUCUCAGCGGGAGCUGCACAAGAACGACGCGCAGCAUCACGGCGGCCAUCAGAAGCUCACCGCGUCGAAUUCGCUGCCGUUGGCGCACAACGCCGUUUACAGCUUGCCCAAGUCGGGCAGCAACAACAACAUCGGCAGAUACGAGUACGAGCAGCCCGGCAAGCACGAUUACGAGACGCCCACGAAACCGGACCGAAACUCAAAGUACGAGCUGCAGGAGGAAAAGAUUGAGCGGUCGGCGGGCAAGUACGAGCACGAUGUGCGAGCGCACGAGAAGAGGAUCGGCUACGAGUACUCGGAGGACAUCUACGAGAGGAGAAACAGCAAGUACGACGCGGACCUGGCCAAGUACGAGAUGGAGUGUCAGCACGGCAACAACGUCGAGAGGAAGCACGGCAACGACGCCGUCGAGCACAAUCGCGACUCUAUGAAGUACGAGAUGCCGCACGACUUCAAAGUGGGCGAAAAGGUCACCUGUCUGAAGACCAGCAUGUCGGAGCGACCGGUGCCGCACAAGGUGAACGUCGAGUACCGUCAGUCGAAGGACUUCCCGACGAGUCUGCCGCCGGAAGUGCGAAUAUCGGACGUCAGCGGUCCGGAAGUGGCCGCGCUGCCCAGCGAGGACGAGCUGUCGAACGGCUCGGGCAGCGUGUCGCCCAGGCUGCGACGAGCGAACAAGCAUCGCGGCGGCAAUCGCACGCCGUCCAGCGGCAGCUCCAGGAAUCAGAGUCCGCGGCCGAAGCCCGGCAUGAGGAACUCGGCGCAUCGAAACUCGGCGAAUCUGACGUCCAGCACGCUCCAGGAGGACCUCAUGAGACUCAUCAAUCCCGACUACAUUGCCGACGACAACCAAAUUAUUAAUAACAAUCUCGUGAACAGCGUGAUGAGCCCGAAUCAAAAUUCGAACAAAAUGAACAACAACAUGCUGGAGAUCCAGAACAGAUGCAGGUCCAGGGAAAAUCUGUGCGGCAACAGCGCGUCUACUUUGAGCGUGUUGCCCGCGAACGGGCAGGAAAAUGGUAACAACGGAUCGGAAGUGAUCCUCACGAUGGCCAGGCCAGCCACGGUGAUCUCCAACGCGAGCACCGCCUCGAGCCCGGCGCCGAGUGAAAAUAAAUUGUCGAAAGAGGAGAGGUUAUCGCCGCGUGUGACGAAACCGCUUCAUCCGCUCUCGAAACCGCACAGCAAUCUAACGCCGAUCAAAGACACGAAAAAUCACAACGACGCGAAUGUAGACUGCUGGAAGAAUCAACACGAGAAUUCCAACAGAUCGACGAAGCAGCAGCACCCUCAAGAAUGGUCCGACGACAGGCUCAUCGAUGGAUGCAACGCGAACGCGAAUUCCGUCUCGGACUUGCAGUCUCAUCUGUCCACUCUCGAACUGAGAAUGGCGAGGGAGACGCGCCUGCGACUUUCGUUGGAGGACGAAGUGCGUCGAUUGCGCGAUGAGAAUCGACGUUUGCAGGAGUCCGAGAGUAUGCGGCUCUCCUUGGAAGACGAAAACCGUCGUCUGAAGGAUGAGAAUCACGCGGCCGCGCAGCAACUGCGACGUUUCACGGAGUGGUUCUUUCAGACGAUAGAGCAUCAAUAAUCAAUAACAAUGUAAAAUAGCUGUAUAAGGAAUGAAUUCUUAGCAAGUUAGAAAUUGUCCAGAGAUUAAUUUCGAGCGAUGGAAUCGCCGAGGGAAAAAAAGAGAACGUAAGUAAAUUAUACUCUCUUAUCGGUGUGGUAGAAAUUAUUUGCGUAGAGCGCAGGGCUUGCGUUAUCAGUGUUUAAAUAAAACGAAUCAAAUCGGUUAUCUUUAUUCAAUCGUCGAGUCGAUUGCAUUUAUCUCGUCCGCGUUCCGUUCCCUCGAUCGCUCGGAUCGCAGCACGAUCUUUGUAAGUGCAGUAUUAUAACGUGACCUUCACACUUGAACACGUAGAUGUUAGAUCGCGAUCGGAGACAGCCGGAAGCGACGAUGGGCUGCAGAAAAUGCCGCAAACGAAAAUACGAUGUACCGCCCGCGUGGCUCUCGGCGGCCUUCGGCAACUUGUAUUAUAUAGAAUCGUUAGAUUAUUUGAAUUAAGUAAAAUAUAAGUUACCAUCGUACUGUCUCCUCCGUCCGAGGACUCGUACGUUGACAACAAAAAGUAUUUCAAUCAUUCGAUGGAGUAAUUUAGUGCGCGUCCGUCUUAAGGAAGCGGCGUGCACAUUGAACGAUAUCAAUGUUGUUUAAUUUUACAAAAAGCGACCAAAUGACCAAAUAUUACUAGAAUCUAAGGAUUACAUUAACUCUGUAAUUUAUUACGCCUUUUAUAUUAAUCGUCUAGAGUAUAAUUUUGAAACGUCGCACGCGUUGAAGGCGGAAGGCGUUCUCUGCUAGGAAUUCCUUCUUUGUAGCAAGUGACAAAGCAUAAUUCCGACGUAAUAUACGGAAGCGACCUUCAUUGAAAGCUGUAAGUGUCAAUCAAUAAAAAGAAAUAUGUACUUUAAUAAUAUGUACUUCAACGACUCUCGUUCGCAAAAAAAAAAAGGAUAAUUGAUUACGUGUAAAAAUGAAUUCUCGUCGAUACUCGACAAGUUUCCAUUGAACUGGAAGGGAAAUUCAUUUUUACAAUAAAUUGCACAGCAAGGAGCGGAUAGGGCGGGGAUCGAACUGAAUAUCGCCAGCGGUUUUAGAAUAAAAUAGUAUAUUGUAAUCCACAGAAAAAAACAAGACAUUUCCAUGAUGCCUUAAGAUCUGUCUGUCUCACUGUUCUGUCAGUUUAACAAUUAGCUGCGGUUACAUUCUCUUCCGUUCCAGACCACACGGAAACGCUCGCUCACCGCCGCAUCGCGCGUCCGCGGCAGCGAUUAGGUUUCUACACGCCGGACUUAUCCAGCCGGUUUACGAAGGAUCGGAUUAUGCGUUUCGGUACCAUUUAUAGAUAAAAAGAAGCUACGGCUCGCUGCCGCGCGAUCUCGCGACUCGACGGUAACGCUGUCACGUCGUUUAUCCUUCCGCGGCGCGAGCGGAAGGACACUGGCCCUGUUUUUUCCCCUUCCUUCAUCUUUUUCUUCUCUCUCUCUCUCUCUCUCUCUCCCUCUCACACACCGCCCGGUAUAUUCGGACAGUCGAUCUCGACAAUUAUCGUAUAGUCGGUGUAAUCAGAGACAAGCAAAAUAUUACUCCAUACUUGCGAGCGUCAUGUCGAUUCUCCGUAUCUCACGGUCUAUUUAUUUAUGCGUUUAAAUGCGUAAUCUAUAUUUAGUUCGCUUCUAAUCUCUAGAUCUAUGUAUAUUCACGGCCCCGGGUGGACGCCGAUUAUUGCGCUUUCUUGAGAGGAAAGUGAUUAUGCGAGAGAAUAUUUGACUGCUUAUAAUCGAAACACUGUGAAGUAAUAUUUUACACAGCUCUUUGUGUAACGCUUACGCCACCGAGACUUGCUCGUCGGUUUUAUUUUUAUUUUUUUAUUUUUUUCGUUCGCUUAAGUACACGAGAAAUUAUGCUUAGCAAAUGUAAUUACUCGUAGACUGUUUAAACACUCGGACUUAGUUUUACUCUAGUAGCGGUUUUUUUUUUUCUAUUAUAUCCCUAAUUUAACAUGCCCCGAAUGGAAGUGUGUCUCCAUUACAAAGUUCCGGAUGAAUCAUUCGUCAACGUGAAUAAAUCUCAAAAAGGAAACGCGACGCACUUUACGAACGCGAAAAAACGUAACGAAGAGAAAAAAUUCACGCGUGUCGGAGAGCCGCUUUGAUGAGGCUCAAACAUCAUCGACCACGCGGAAAUUCGAAUUCGUAAUGGAUCGUUCGUUGCGAGAGUUCUUCAACCAGCGAGACCGUCGCAUCAUCCAUCUGUCAUGGAAACGCAAUGAAGCGCGAUGAGUCGAGCGAAAACAGAAGAAACGUGUCCGAGAAGAGGAAUGUCCUCGGCAUUUCUGACUGCAUUUUUCUUGCGAGUUGGAAAUCCGCGUGGAGGCAAAUCCCGAACGAUCGUCCGCAGGCGUUUUAAAAACAUCCGGGAUACGAAAUUCGGAGGCAUCCUCGCAACAUCUUUCGGAUGCUCGCGCUGUUCGAGAAGCUUCGUCGCGACGCGAGCUCGAACGUGCGCCAUUCCUGCGCACGAAAAGCAACGGGCAAGUUCUUGCGGUUGAACGAUAUUCGGAUUCUGUUUCGCGUUGGACGUCCGAUGCGCGCCGGCAUCGAGGAAAACGACAAGCGGAAUGAGUUGCGCAUGACAAAAAGAUUGGUCGAUCCUACAAAGCGUUGAGGAAACUUAACGGCGUAGCUAGCACGUGUCGACGCGCGGACUGUGAAUCAUUCACGUUUCAACGGGCAGAUUUUAUGGCACACAAGGAUAAAUAAAGAUACAAGGAUGGAUUGCAUCAAGGGCGACGGCUCUUACGUCGGGAGACGAAAAUGGUUUGCACGAUACUUCGGAUUGCUUCGGAUAAAAUUCAAGUACAACGAUAACAAUGGAAAUUUAUACGAACAAUACCAGUUCGUACAAGUGUCGCUAAAUUAAUAUGUUAAAAUACAUCCUAGAAUAAAGUAAUCCUGCAAGUCGGCCGACUAUUACAGCUGUCUCUCCGCGAUGAAAAGCAAGGCAAGACUCAAAAGUCACAUUCUGGGGAAAAAGAAGAGAGAAGUCUAUGACGCUAUUCUCUAUUCGUGAUAAUAUGUUGAACUGGAAGUAAGAAGGGCACAGCUUGAGAAAGACGGACAAAGACGGAGAUUUUCUUCGAUCCUCCGUGUAGCUUCUUUCAUUCCAACAAGGUAUUCCACUUCAGCGUAUCAAAUUUUAAAACAAAAUUCGAACAACUUUAACUUCUUCACAAUUUUGUGGAAAAUUUAUAACUGCGAAAAUGAUUAAACAGUAAAAAUUGAACUUUUGGUACUCAAGGUUUCACGAAUAUAUUUUUCAACUUAAUCGUAGAUCAUAAAAUGAAUUAAUCGCAAAUUUUUUAAAGCGUCGGUCGCAAGUUCCUCUAAUAAGAAACACUAAUUUCAGUCGUCGAAAAGACGAAAUCAUUAAAACUCGCUGCGAUGAGGAACGAAAUACCUGCGUAUUUCGUAAUUCCGAGCAAUCGUUCACGAACGAAGGCAAGAAAAACGUGACUGGCAAACAGGUGAUGGAUCUCGCAUGGCGAUCUUAUCUCUCGAGUUUCGUCAUCGUCAUUUUCGGUCCCUCGGAGUCGCCAUUCGUUUCACUCACGCACGCAAGAUCUGCCCGGUACGUACGAUCGAUGAUCCGCACACAUGGCCGCGUUUUCUCCCGGUGGACAUACAUCCUCCACCCCCACCCCCCCCCCCUCUCCCCCUCCGGUAAAAGGUCUACGAAAAGUAUAAUGCUUCACGAUAAGUCCGCCGAUUACCGCCGGUUCGCCGUCGAGACGUUUCCAGCGAGUGUUGCAUUCUGAUUUCCCACGCUCGCAAACAUCACCGAUAAUAUGUUGAUCGGAGGGCGCGUUCCUCCUCGUUUAAAAUACAAAAAUACUGUUCUGAUGCACCAUAUCUUCACCUACUAUCCCUACCAUUAUGCACAUUAUAAUCCCUGUAGUCUUUAACGCUCCUUUAUCGUGGACAAGGAAAGAAUACUGAGUACAACGUCGUACGUAUGUAUACAUAUGUGUGCAACGUAGUAGACAAAAAAAAAAAAAAGAGAACCAAGGAUAACCACCGCAGAAGUACCGUAAUCUCGAUUUCGUGAAAGCUUGGAGGCUCAUUUUUCUUUUUUUUUUUCUUUCUCUCAUCUGCUCAAGAUUUCUCAUUCCUGAAUCCUAACGCGCGCAAAUCCGUUGGCUCUUCCGUCCCGGAGAGACGCCAGGACGCGGUACGUGUCGAGAGGAUGGCGGCCCGAACAAUGCAACGAUACGAUACAAUUGUUGUGGAAAAGAAGGAGCGGUAACGGAAAUGUCCUUUAACGCAAACGAUCGUCGAUGUACAAUGUGUGUCGUUCCGCAGAAGAAUCUUGCGUGAAUUUUGGUGUGCGCUCGCCAACAGGCGACGACGGACUGUCAUUGCGAUAUCGGUAUUCCAUGUUCCUCGAUUAACGUUAAUACUACGGUCGUUUAAUUAGUUGGCGGCGCGCGGAAUCGCGUUCCUGCAGCGCUGCCGCUCGUUAUCAGCUACGGUUAUUAAAUCGUAUAAUUAUAUAUAUACUUUGUUUUAUAUAUAUAAUAUAUAUAUAAUAUAGUAUAUAUUCAGCAUCACAGUAAGAUAGCGCCCUUCAUUAUUAAGUUAUCGUCGAUCAGCUCGGACUAUUUAUAUUUUCAUUCCUGUCAACAACAUCAUACUCUCUACAACAAAUCCCCCCCUUCAAAACGUCGUCAAAGUGCCACGACCGCGCGGCUUGAACAGGCGCGGCGAGUUUUAUUAUUUCUUUUUCUUUUUUUUUUUGUUUUUACGUACUGUGGACAGGUGACGGAUAUAUUUGUCAUCUGCGAAAAUCCGAGACAAACGGGAGAGUAUUAUUAUAUUAAUUAAAAAUCGCGUGUGUGUGAAUUGCAGGAGGCAGGUACG